This is a messenger RNA of Pyricularia oryzae 70-15, 501 nucleotides long. RefSeq names its product cytochrome-c oxidase chain VIIc. The transcript is spliced from 3 exons. The record is from RefSeq and is a predicted model, not a curated record. Lineage: Eukaryota; Fungi; Ascomycota; Sordariomycetes; Magnaporthales; Pyriculariaceae. Gene Ontology annotation, biological process: mitochondrial electron transport, cytochrome c to oxygen. The coding region runs from base 127 to 501 and encodes 124 amino acids.
CUGGGUGGUAGCCAAAGUGGGAUGGCAGUAAAUGGAAUUUUGGACAGGCAUGACGGAGGCGGUGAAAUCGACGGUCCGCAUUAGCCGUUAGCUGGUCCGUGCGCCAGGAGCAAAGCCGGGAAGAGAAUGUCACGCCACUCAUUGACUGCAGGCGAGUUUGGAUUUUGGACCAAUCUGAAGCUUGCCAAACCCGUGGAAAGCAUUCAACGUCACCAAUACAAAGCUUUCAGGAAAAUCUCCUCUCAACCAAACGUCAAGAUGAUCUCCGCCGCUGCAGCCCGCGCUGCCCAGCGCACCACGACCUCGCUCGUCUCCCGCCGCGCCUUCCACGCAACCCGUGCCCGGCUCUCGUCGCCGUACCACUACCCCGAGGGUCCUUACACCAACAUCCCCUUCAACCCCAAGACCAAGUUCUUCUUCGUCAGGUACUGGCUCUUCAUGGCCACUGGUUUCUUUGCCCCCUUCGGCAUUGCUGCCUGGCAGACGUACAAGCCCCGGUAA